Molecule: messenger RNA, 2122 nt
Organism: Haliotis rubra (blacklip abalone)
Lineage: Eukaryota; Metazoa; Mollusca; Gastropoda; Lepetellida; Haliotidae
Product: serine/threonine-protein phosphatase 6 regulatory ankyrin repeat subunit B-like
Exons: 7
Coding region: 22-1968 (648 amino acids)
Cellular component (GO): nucleus; cytoplasm
Molecular function (GO): protein binding
Source: RefSeq, a predicted model, not a curated record
UUUGUCUUCAUUUCCUGAAGGAUGUCUACCACAGAUACGCCCACCCAUAUCAUACCUAAAGUGUAUUAUGAUGAAGAUGACGUCUUCACGGUUGAUGUCACUAACAACGAAGAACUGACUUGGCUGUACACUACAGAGUGGACAUGUAUGCCUAUAUCAGGGAAAUGGGAAAUUGUACAUUCACGAGAAGUGCACAAACACUUCUGCGAUUUAGUGCAUCAUUUUGACAAUCCUCCAACGGUGAAGACGGCGAGUUUACGUAGCCCUGAACCGAAGGUCAUUCUGGUACUCAGACAUGACACAAGGGAAAACGCGUUUGGAAUGAUGUGUAAACUGAUUGAUGUGAAAGACACUGUCGUGACAUUUCUGCGAUGUGUGAAAAUACCGGCGGAUAAUAUCAACGUGAGGGUUAUGCUGAAGGGAGUGAAUGAACCAGCCGAGCAGCAGAACGGAGGGGGCACGUGUCUGUUCGAGUCGACGCCGGACUAUGCUACGAGAUAUACGUCGGAAACAACAUGGCUGUGUAAAACUGAUGCCGGGUUUAAGGUGUCUGACGGUGAAACGUCAAAGAGACAUUUUUCAGAAUUGCAGGACGCUAUUGGAGCAAAAUACAGGGCUUAUUUGAAAUCUAUUCGGACCGGAUCUGUGAAGUUCUUCGUUCAUCACGAAACUACACAAGACGCCCAGGAGAUGAUCAGUAAACACGAGGAAGUGAGAGCCAUGAUCCUGGAGUGUCUCCAAGCGAUAGAUUCUACAGUGAAGGACAUCCAGAUGGACGUCCAGCUGCAAGACUUCAUAGGUCCUGUCACGGGGAAGAAGGCAGAUAGCCAAGCCUGGAGCCAGAUGGAAGCACGGAGACCUGGACCUACACCGAAGUCUGAUGUACCCGCCACGAUCAGAGAGAGGGACACACGGAAGUAUGGAACCCCCUCCAGACCUGCCACACGAGCGACACCGACUCCCGCACGGAGAGACGCCCGGGCAGACGCCGACCUCCGUGACGCCUGCAGGGAGGGGAACCUGGCGGAGGUGAAGCGGAUCCUGGACACAGGUCGGGCUGACGUCAACUGUAGAGGUGGGGUCGGGAGGACACCGGUGAUGGAGGCAGCAUGGCGGGGACACGGGGAUGUGGUGGAGCUCCUUGUGAGUCGAGGUGCUGAUGUGUCACUGGUGGACGAUGGCGGUGAGAACAUCCUUCACUGCGCCUGUCUGGGAGGAGACAGGAAGACAGUGGAGUUUGUGCUGUCUCUGGACGGGGUGGACGUCAACAGUAGAGGAGGGAGGAGCAGCACACCGGUGAUGGUGGCAGCACGGCGGGGACACGGGGAUGUGGUGGAGCUCCUUGUGAGUCGAGGUGCUGAUGUGUCACUGGUGGACGAUGACGGUAACAACACCCUUCACUGGGCCUGUUGGAGAGGAGACAGGAAGACAGUGGAGUUUGUCCUGUCUCUGGACCGGGUGGACAUCAACAGUAGAGGAGGGGGGAGCUGGACACCGGUGAUGUGGGCAGCACGGUGGAGACACAGGGAUAUGGUGGAGCUCCUUGUGAGUCGAGGUGCUGAUGUGUCACUGGUGGACGAUGACGGUAACAACACCCUUCACUGGGCCUGUUGGAGAGGAGACAGGAAGACAGUGGAGUUUGUCCUGUCUCUGGACCGGGUGGACAUCAACAGUAGAGGAGGGGGGAGCUGGACACCGGUGAUGUGGGCAGCACGGUGGAGACACAGGGAUAUGGUGGAGCUCCUUGUGAGUCGAGGUGCUGAUGUGUCACUGGUGGACGAUGUCGGUGACAACACCCUUCACUUCGCCUGUGCGGGAGGAGACAGGAAGACAGUGGAGUUUGUCCUGUCUCGGGACGGGGUGGACGUCAACGUCAGGAACAACAACGGGCAGACAGCGGCCGACGUGGCGAGAGGCGUGGGACAUCGUCAACUGUCGGAUCUCCUGGUGUCACGUGGUACACAGUGAAGUGAAUGUAGUGUUGAUGUAGACAGUGAUGGAGGACAUGUCGUUACUGACACUGACGUUGUGCAUGCCGUUCACGUCGUCGCGUUGUUUAUGAUUCAGUAUGAAGGUGAGAAUAUUUGUUGUGUUUGACGAGAAAUAAAACUUGUUGAGAACA